Messenger RNA from Haliotis rubra (blacklip abalone), 1593 nucleotides. Its product is annotated as anosmin-1-like. The transcript is spliced from 13 exons. NCBI's taxonomy places the organism in Eukaryota, Metazoa, Mollusca, Gastropoda, Lepetellida, Haliotidae. Gene Ontology annotation, cellular component: extracellular region; cell surface. Gene Ontology annotation, biological process: neuron differentiation. The coding region runs from base 93 to 1403 and encodes 436 amino acids. Gene Ontology annotation, molecular function: peptidase inhibitor activity; protein binding. The record is from RefSeq and is a predicted model, not a curated record.
GCAAUGCAGACGACUUAGAUAUCAAACAGGUAGUCGAUCGGUUCCCAACUUUAGCCGUGGAGGAAGCAAUCUGACCGAUUACCUAUGUAGCUAUGAAGUGGAGCUGCUUUGGGGGAAUUACCCUUCUUCUGGGAGUAAUUGGAGUAAUUUCGGACACUCAACACAUCCUCUGGGGCCAGUGUUACUCGAACUGUCUCUCCCAACAUUUGGAUAUCGCACAGAACCCAAACAGGACAAGGACUGGAUCUUCAAAUUUGAUAAGAAAUUGCCAGAAAAUCAGAGACUGCAAAACUUGUCUGUUUGUAUGUGAUCGAUCACCUGGCAAGAACUACACCUCCCUAGACAACUGCAAAUAUGACUGUGAUGUAAGUAUUGGUGUGAAGUAUCCCAACUAUGCCAGCUGCAGGAGGAGCUGUUCAUUCCUGGCUAAAGCAGCUGAGUCCAAGGUGGGCAGCUGUCCCAGCAAGAAGACCAUGUCCGGCUUCAAGGCAGCGUGUGUUCCAGAGUGCAACCAUGAUGGAGACUGUGCAGGCAGCAACAAGUGCUGUGGCAAUGGCUGUGGCUUCACCUGCCAGGAACCCACGAGCGAUCAAGGUUUGCCCAGGAAGCCAAGCAACAUCGUGUUUGAAACCAGGAAAGAUGGCAGCGUUGUGAUCAGCUGGGACCUGCCCCAAGGGAGAUGGAUGCGACAUGUUGCACAACCCUUUGUCUACGUUGUUCGGUGGCGGACUCUGUCUGGCAAAGGAGUCAACUACAAAGUGACUGACCGGAAGUUCGUGAAGCUGCGAGGGAUCGUGCCGGCCAGUACGCUGAACGUCAUAAUAGCAGCAGUCAACAUACACGGAUCCAAGGGAUUCACUUCAGUAUCCAAACAUACCAAAGAAUUUACGAAGCCUUCCCCUCCAGCCAACUUUGAGGAAGGCGAUUCCACUGUGCAUGAUGGGAAGGUAGAUGUUGAGAUAUUGUGGCAGCCACCCCAUCGCACCGAUGGACUUCCCAUCAACAGAUAUAUUGUGAUGCGUAGUGAAGGACUGCCCCAGUCCAGUGCUAAUUAUCAAAGAGUGAAUAUGUUAAAGUACAAGUUACAGCCGAAUAAACACAAGUUUUUGCUGAGAAAUCUUGAACCAGGAAGCAGAUACUUUGUACAGGUAUACGCCACUGUGCGCUGGCGGAACAGGAUACAGAAGGGAAGAAUGGCAUCAAUGUAUAUUGUCACAUACUCUCCACCAACGCAGGCAUGCUGUGACCAUGUGACCCGGAAGCCGUGGGUAUCAGAUAACUCUGUUGUGUACAACAUCACAGUGGACCAGAGUUUCUACUACAGUGGCGUCUUGAAGACCAGGAUCGAAUGGAGGACUGUCACAGAGGAGAGACUGGAGAAGUAUAUUGUGUACGGGCAGUGAGCUGUGACCGCCUUGGUGACAGAAGGAACUUCCACCAUCCAGAAUUGAGUGCCACCACGCAUGAUCAGGAGUUCAACCUCUACAACCUACACUACAGCUGCAACUACACCGUCCAAGUCCGACCAAUCAAUGCAUUUGGGGAGGAGCUGGCAGCAUCAGUAGCCAGUUUCUCCACCCCCCACUGUGUUGA